This is a messenger RNA of Colletotrichum graminicola M1.001, 630 nucleotides long. RefSeq lists its product as uncharacterized. The transcript has a single exon. Bases 1 to 630 code for a protein of 209 amino acids. Lineage: Eukaryota; Fungi; Ascomycota; Sordariomycetes; Glomerellales; Glomerellaceae. The record is from RefSeq and is a predicted model, not a curated record.
AUGGCCGACAUGGCGAUUCCUACAUCGUUUGACAUUUUGAAUUCGACUGGAGGCGUACGGGCAUGGCGGGGUGGGAUGAUGUCUGAGUUGAUUUAUGGCGACAAGCGAGUAUGCGACAUUUCAUAUUCAUCCUCGAACCCCCACCCCCUGGGGCGCACGUUUUCACCCGAUUUCUUGUGGAACAAGCAUCCAUCAUUCCUUUUUCUUUAUUGCGACACUACGAAACCACACGACUACCCAUCAUCUGCAUCACAUCACACGUCUUCUAUUCGCUGCGGCCACCAUUCCUCUGCUUCGCCAACGACCAGAGGAAUGACGAAGAACAUGAAGCCUUUACGCAAUAUGCUAUCACGACCUAUCAUCACCUUGACCUCACCAAACGAAUUAUUUCCUGCCGACUACUGUACUGCAUAUUGUCCACCUGUAAUGAGAGAAAAAUCCACAAGAAGGGGAGAGAGGAGUCGUACCCGGACGCACCUGAAGUGGGAGGAGGGGUAUACCAUGCCAAAAUCUGCGGAAGAUGGGACGAGUUGGAGUUUGGCGGCUGGAGAAGAAAGAAAGCGAGGAGUUGGGCGACAUUGUGUCAAAGACGGCGUUGUUUGCAUUGCAGCCAAGAGCAGUGUUGGUUAG